Molecule: messenger RNA, 7002 nt
Organism: Sceloporus undulatus (fence lizard)
Lineage: Eukaryota; Metazoa; Chordata; Lepidosauria; Squamata; Phrynosomatidae
Gene: PLCD3
Product: phospholipase C delta 3
Biological process (GO): lipid metabolic process; intracellular signal transduction
Molecular function (GO): phosphatidylinositol-4,5-bisphosphate phospholipase C activity; calcium ion binding
Source: RefSeq, a predicted model, not a curated record
AGACCUAGGAAGGCAGGCAGGCAGGCAGGCAGAUACAGUAUGUGGGGUAAGUAAGGUGGAGAUUCUUCCAGUCGAGACCCAGACCUGAGAAGGAAGGAAAGAGGGUAACUAAGGUGGAAGUUUUCCAGGUUGAGACCCACAGACCUUAGCAGGCAGACAAGAAAGAAAGAAAGAAAGAAAGAAAGAAAGAGGGAAGGAAGGAAGGAAGGAGUGAAUAAGUGGGAUAGUAAAAUGGAGGUUAUCUAAGUCCAGACCCACAGACCUAGGAAGGAAGGAAAGAAGGAAGGAAGGAAGGAAGGAAGGAAAGAAAGAAAGAAAGAAAGAAAGGGGGGCAUUAGUGUGGUGGUAAGGUGGAGGUUCUCCAGGUCGAGACUCAGACCUAGGAAGGAAGGAAGGAAGGAAGGAAGGAAGGAAGGGGCCAUAUAUGGGGUAAAUAAGGUGGAGGUUAUCCAAGACGAGACCCACAGACCUUAGCAGGCAGACAAGAAAGAAAGAAAGAAAGAAAGGGUUGAAUAAGUGGGAUAGUAAGGUGGAGGUUUUCCAGGUUGAGACCCACAGACCUUAGAAGGAAGGGAGAGAAUAAGGGGGCAGUAAGGGGGAAGUUCUCCAGAUCAAGACCUUGAUCAAGGAAGGAAGGAAGGAAAGAAAGAAAGAAAGAAAGAAAGAAAGGGGCAUAUGUGGGACAAGUAAGGUGGAGAUUCUCCAGGUCGAGACAGGAAAGAAAGAAAGAAAGAAAGAAAGGGGUUAAUAAGUGGCAUAGUAAGGUGACACAGAUCAAGGAAGGAAAGAAAGGGGGGAAUAAGUAGGUCAGCAAGGGGAAGGUUCUCCAGGUCCAGACCUUGGAAGGAAGGAAGGAAGGAAGGAAGGAAGGAAGGGGAUUCAGUGGAGGUAAAGUGGAGGUUCUCCAAGUCAAGGAGCUUUCCUCUCAGCCAUGAUUUGUGGCAAAUGGAAAAAGUCCCGCUCGGAAAGCCACCGCCGGGGCCGUCACCGUCACCACCAGCAGCAGCAACAACCAUCACAACAACACCACCACACCAAGAAGAGCACCCAGUCUCUGCCCAGGCUUAUAGGAGCUGUUGCAUCUGCUGCCAAGCUCUCUGGACACCGCUUUAAGAAACUGGGCCUGACAGAUGAUGAAGAUAUUAAAGGAAUGCUGAAAGGGUCAUACUUCUGGAAAGUCAAGUCGCACAGACCGCGGAAGCAAAGGCUGUAUCGUCUAAAGGAAGAUGGGAUGACCGUUUGGUUUGAGACCCGCUUUAAAAAGGCUUACUCCAAACAUGUCUUCUCCAUCCUACACAUUGAAAGUGUACGGGAAGGUUACCAGUCUGAGGGGCUUCGGAAGUAUGGUGGCUGUUUUCCUGAGGAUCAGUGCUUCACUAUUGUCUUCAGGGGCAAGAGGAAAAACCUGGAUCUAGCCGCUAUUAGUGUGUCUGAAGCUCAGCAGUGGGUGCGAGGACUCAAGAAACUGAUGGCCAGAGGUGAAGCCAUGAGCCAGCGAGAAAAGCUCGAGCAUUGGAUUCAUGAUGUCCUGCAUCAGGCUGACAAGAACAAAGACAAUAAGAUGAGCUUCAAAGAGAUCAAGAACAUGUUGCGCAUGAUCAACAUUGACAUGAAUGACAUCUAUGCCUACAGGCUAUUCAAGGAGUGUGACAGAUCUAACAAUGACCGGUUGGAAGAAUAUGAGAUUGAGGAGUUCUGCACACGACUAAUGGAGCGGCCAGAGCUGGAGGAAAUCUUCCAUCGUUACUCAGGAGAGGACUGUGUGCUAUCAGCUGAGGAACUGCGGGAAUUCCUGCAUGACCAGGGUGAAGAAGCAACCAUGCAACGGGCUACGGAUAUUAUCCAAACAUAUGAGCUGAACGAAAGAGCCAGGCAGCACAACCUCAUGAUGUUGGAUGGUUUCAUGAUGUACCUGCUCUCCUCAGCUGGAAACAUUUUUAGCCAGGCACACGCCGAGAUCUACCAGGAUAUGAGCCAGCCGCUGUGCCAUUACUUCAUCUCCUCCUCCCACAACACCUACUUGACUGACAAUCAGAUUGGGGGUGCCAGUAGUACUGAGGCUUAUAUCCGGGCAUUGAUGAAAGGGUGCCGAUGCGUGGAGCUUGAUUGCUGGGAAGGUUCCAAUGGGGAACCCAUCAUCUACCAUGGCCAUACCCUCACUUCCAAGAUCCUUUUCCGGGAUGUAAUUGUAUGCAUCCGGGACUAUGCAUUCAAGCACUCCCCGUAUCCUCUGAUUCUGUCACUGGAAAACCACUGUGGUGUGGAACAGCAAUCCAUAAUGGCCCGCCACAUGAAGACUAUUUUAGGGGACAUGCUCUUGACCCAACCACUGGAUGGAGAUGUACCCAAGCAACUCCCAUCACCAGAGCAGUUAAAGUGGAAGAUAUUGGUGAAGGGGAAGAAGCUGCCAGAUGGCAAGAGUGACCUCGACAGAGUCAACUUAAUCUCCAAUCCUGAGGAAGAAGCCCAGGAGGAAGAUGAUGAUCGGUCUAUAUCUUCUCUCCAAGAGAUCAAACCAUUGCAGGCAAAGGAUGCUAUACAGAUUUCACGGGAACUCUCAGAUGUGGUUGUUUACUGUCGGGCUGUUCCCUUCCAAAGUUUGUCUAGUGCCUUGUGCAACCAGCAGUCCAAUGAGAUGUCAUCUUUCAGUGAGCGGAAAGCGAGGAAACUGAUCAAGGAGUCAGGAAUCCAGUUUGUCCGAUACAAUGCUAGGCACCUCAGCCGCAUCUACCCGCAGGGUCUCAAGGUGAAUUCUUCCAACUAUAACCCUCAGGAAAUGUGGAAUGCUGGCUGCCAGCUUGUGGCACUUAAUUUCCAGACAUCAGGUGCAGAGAUGGAUUUGAAUGAUGGACGCUUUUCUGUGAAUGGCCGUUGUGGCUAUGUGCUAAAACCUGCUUUCCUGCGCAAUAACCAAAGUUCCUUUGAUCCAGAGGCUCCUGGUCGUAGAGCAGGCCAGCGCCCAGUUGCCCUCACCGUCAAGGUGAUUACAGCUCAGCAGCUACCCAAACUGAACAAAGAAAAGAACUCUUCCAUUGUUGACCCCUUUGUGCGCGUCGAGAUCCAUGGAGUUCCUGCAGACUGUGGCAAGAAGCAAACUGAGUACCAGUUAAACAAUGGAUUCAAUCCAUGUUGGAAUGAGACAUUGACAUUCCAAGUACGGGUUCCAGAGCUGGCACUAGUGCGCUUUGUAGUUGAGGAUUAUGACACAACUUCUAGCAAUGACUUUGUGGGACAGUUUACUCUGCCACUGCUCAGCCUAAGGGAAGGCUACCGCCAUAUCCAUCUGCUCUCCAGAGAUGGUGCAUCUCUGUCCCCAGCCACACUUUUUGUGCACGUCAGAUGUAAGAAGAUGUGAACACGAGUCCAAGUCUGUCUCGCCCAUGCCAGAAGAAUAGAUGAGCUGUUGCGCUCAUUUUGAAUACCACCAGUUACUGAACAAGAUGUGUGCAUCUGGGCCACAUGGGAGAAGCUGUGUGACCCAGCCCCAGAAUCAGGUUUGGGACAGGAGCACAGCAGCAACCCUUGUGUGAAGGUUCCUGGUCACCUUAGGACCAGAGAAUUGAAGAAUAUUUGUGCUUUCAUUGAGGAUAAAAAGCCAAACCAUAUAAAUCGACUUCUAGAAUGCCUUUUCUGGAUGCCUUUUGCCUCUGGAGGUUUUGAACCAUCCUUUUUUCCUUGCAAAGGUCUGGAGAUGAGAUGCAGGGUAGAGACAUUGUCCUUUGUUUUACAUUUCUGACUGUCACAUGGCUUUAACAAGAAUAUAGCAAUAGCAAGUACAUUUCUUUAUCGCUUAUCAGUGAAUUAAUAUUCCCUGAGCGAUUUACAAUGUGUAAGCUGGGUUCUCAUUUUACUGACCUACGAAAAGAUGGAGGGACCCUAGAUCCUGCCAGGGAUCAAACUCACAACCUUAUGGCUGUGAGUGACUGCAGUACCAGCAUUUAACCACUGCACCACCAGGGCUAAAAGCAGCUAGUGAAAGAUUAUUAAGCUCUUUUGCACACUACUUAUGCAAGUCCAGAAAAAUGGGACUUUUGAGAAAGAACUGUGAGAAGAAACAGAAGAUUGACAGCUUUUGAUCAAGUCUGGUGGGCAAAUACAGUGUGAAUGUGCUGGGAGAGGACUAGGAAGCAAAGGAGGCAAGCUACAGAUUGAACUGAAGAGUCUGAGCUGGCCCACGUGGGACAACAUUGGUUUGGGAUCUGGCUGGAAUAGCAUAUCAGUUUUGAUAGUAUGUGAGAUUGGAAAUGGAAGCAUCAGUCCUUCUCAGCUGGUAAACCACUUAAAACAGUCCUGAGAUUGCUGUCCUAGCUAUCAGAAAGAAAACCUAAGUUAGCAAAACAGUUUUGUAUCACAUCAUAUUAUUUAAUGCAAAAAGCCUGCAUUCACACCUUAGCUAUAGCAGAAUUAAGUUCUCUAGUAAUUCUGAUGGAGCCAGCUUGUUCUUGUUUUUUUUAAAGGAAAAGUAGACACUAGUUAUCCCAAAGAACAUACCACCUCUUGUAUUAACAAUCCAGUUAAUCCAUUUGUGGGAUUCUGUUUCCUGAAUAUUUGUGAUCAUUUACAGAAUGUAACACAUGUAUUUAUACACAAGGAAAACCUUUGAGUGCUCAAAGAGUUCAUGUACAUCCAUCCCAUCCAUUCUCAUAUCCCUCUGGUGGUAACUAUAUGUUGCAGUUUGUUUAAUUAUUCCAUGCGUUAUGCUACUUCAGGUGUUUUCUUUAGCAUGGACUGUAAGCAGCUCCAGUCCCUAAGGAUAAAAUGGAACUUCCUUUGAUGUAGUUUUUCCCUUGGAUAAAUUGAAAGGGUGUAUUGUAGACUUGAUACGCACAGCCUUUCAGUAUUUUUGUUUGCUUAAAACAUGCACUUUAAAAACAAUGUGGCUGCGGCUGUUUGUGGCCAUUUUUGCAGAUCUGCCUCAUUAUGCAAUUUUGUGCCUUUAGUGCUUUAACAGCACACUCCUGUGUUCACUCAGCAGCAAGAUCUGUUAAGUGGGGCUUACUUCCAAGUACGUGGUUACAUAGGAUUAGGGCCUUAUCGGAGCUGUUUGGCUUUAGCCACUCAUGAGAGCAAGGUUCAAGUGGAAGAGAAAACCCAGUAGAUACCUAUGUUUUGCUAUGAGCCACUGCUCAAGAGCUAAGGUAUUAGCAAAAGCGACAGGUAUUUGUCUGCUGUGUGUGCUUCUAAAAUAUAUUGGUAGCGUAGCUUGUAGACCAGCCUAUUUUCAAUAUGUACAGUUCUCCAAAAUACCAUAUUGCUGCUAAAUGAGUUACAAAGAUUAAUGACCCUGAACAAGCACAAUCUUAAGAUAUUAGCAACUGCUCUUAUUUUUCACACAGAGGACCUUAAUAUCAAGACUCUUCUCAGUCCUUGGCCCUUGGGGACCAAGAUCAAAACACUUUACAUCUAAAAGCUGGACUAGUGUAAGAUGAAACACAGCAUCUCUUGGGGGGGGGGUGAAACACCUGAAGUGGCCUUAAAACUAUUCUUUGACAAUGCUAGGUCUGGGCCCUUGCACCUCUUACUCCUCUUUUAUUUUGAAAGACUCUUUGUCCUUAGCCUUUCUCAUUCCUAUGGGCAGCUUUCAAAUUCACAGCCUUUUCCCAUUUCAUACACAAGGCCCUUUCACAGUUCAUGCUAUGAUUUCACUUCAACUAUCUCAGCUGCAUCCUAUGCAAUUUAGGAUUUGCAGUUUGGGGAGGCACCAGAACUCUCUGGCUGAAAAAUUCUAAAUACUCCCUCUAGACUUGUGACAACCUUAAGGUGACAUGAUUUGUUCAGAGCCUUCCUCUGAGGUUGCGAGUAUGUGAUUUGCCCAAAGUGGGUUUCCAUCACUGAGCAAGGAUUCAAACCCAGAGCUCUAGUCCAACACUCAGACCAAUAUACUACACUGACUCAUCUUUGGUAAUAUCAGCUAAUACACAAUUAACAUUAGUUCCUUACCUUGGGGGAUGGGGAAAAUGAAAGUCUCUAGGCAACAUAAUCUCAUGUAUGAUGGAUUAUUGACAAUAAUGGCCACAAUAGAAGAAGACUUGGAAAUGCAUUUUUUAAAUGACAGCCGCAUACGUGCCAAGCUAAGGGAUUAAGUUAUUGCAGUUCUCCAAAGAAAAGCAAACGGAUCCUUCACAAGUAGAAAUGUUUUUUGGGGCUGGGGCAGUAAGAGGUUUCAAUGUCUGGGCUCAGAUCCUUACUUAACCAUGAAACUCACAGGGUAAGCAUGGUACAGUCAUUGGUUGUCUGAUCUAGUCUACCUCACAGGAUUGUUGUGAGGAUAAAAAUGUGGGUUGAGGAGAAGCAAAUCACAUAUGCCAUCUGAGGUGAAAAAAAUCAGGGCACAUCUAAAAAAUUAAAGUAGGGCAUCAUAGUAGGUCUGAAAAAGUUGUGGAUGGAUACCCUGUCACUCAUAGGAGAUUUUAAGCAGUGAUUAACAGUGGUUCCCAAUCUGUGGGUUGGGACCCCUUUGAGGGGUCCAAUGGCCCUUUCACAGGGGUCACCUAAAACUGUCGGAAAACACAUAUUUGCAUGUAGCAAUGAAAAUAAUUUUAUGGUUGGGGGGGGGGGGUCACCAGAACAUGAGGAACUAUUAAAGGGUCGCGGCAUUAGGAAGACUGAGAACCACUGAAUUAGAAGAACAUCUAUCAGUUAAUAGGUUUGGUGCAAACUAUGGGAAACUCUGUGUCUGACCCAGUCCUAUAUCAUCCCCCAAAUGCUGCACAUUUUAGGAAGCUAUGUAGCAUUCAGCAGAUUCUUUCUAGCUCAGGUUUCAGUUAACCCUUUUUUUGCUAGAUAAUAAUUGAAACUGUGAACUAAACAUAGCUUAGAAAUUCAGACUUUGCACAAGAAAAAAAAACUGUCAUGAUUUUAUCCUCCAACCCUUCUCUUUUCUUUGAUAUUAUACAAAGAGCCCAAGAACCUGAAGCAUCUUCUAGAAUGUGAUUCUGCAAGCUUCUAUAUAUCAAAAAGACUGUUUUUAAUGUAUUGAAUAGAUGUAAUAAAACAUUUUAG